This is a messenger RNA of Penicillium digitatum Pd1, 723 nucleotides long. The record is from RefSeq and is a predicted model, not a curated record. Lineage: Eukaryota; Fungi; Ascomycota; Eurotiomycetes; Eurotiales; Aspergillaceae.
AUGUGUGGGAUUUUCUUUUCGUUGAGCUCAUCAAAGCCCACACUACCAACACAGGAGACCUGUACUCUGCUUCAAAAGCGAGGACCAGACAGCUACAAAACUCACACAGCGCAAAAAGAUAUCAACGCACAGGAGGGAGUGUCUCCUCCAGUUUCCUAUUAUCUCACCUUCACAUCUACAGUACUUUCAUUGAGAGGCGAGCAUGUGUUUACACAACCACUUGUAGAUCCCAGAACCCAGUCUGUGCUCUGUUGGAACGGAGAGGCCUGGAAGAUUGCCGGGGAGCGCGUCCAAGGCAAUGAUACCGAACGCGUUUUCAACUUAUUUCUACAGGCAGUGGACAGCGGUCAGAAGGAUUCUGUUGAAAGAAUGGUUGAAGCUAUUGCAAGUGUCUCUGGACCAUUUGCCUUUGUCUUCUAUGACGCGAUCAACUCGAGACUCUUUUACAGUAGGGAUUGUCUUGGGAGGCGAUCUCUCCUGGAGGGAUUUGAUGAAAAUGGGAAUUUGAAGAUUUGCAGCAUCUGCGACAGCUCGUUGGUGGAUUGCUUUAAAGAAGUGGGCACUGAAGGUGUUUGUACGAUUGACCUAGCUCGCUAUCAAGAUCCCUCUUUUUCUCCCAGAGAGUUGUGCCAAAUUAAGAUCUUGCCAUGGAGCUCUUCUGCUUCGCCGCCAGCUGAUCACAUUGUAUGUCCUUCAUAUCUUUCCACUAAGAGCCGCAACUGA